Molecule: messenger RNA, 4202 nt
Organism: Struthio camelus australis
Lineage: Eukaryota; Metazoa; Chordata; Aves; Struthioniformes; Struthionidae
Product: zinc finger protein 2-like
Biological process (GO): regulation of transcription by RNA polymerase II
Molecular function (GO): DNA-binding transcription factor activity, RNA polymerase II-specific; RNA polymerase II cis-regulatory region sequence-specific DNA binding
Source: RefSeq, a predicted model, not a curated record
CCUUCCUCUGUCACUCGCGGGACAUGGGAGUGACGGGCUGGGGCAGACUGGGAGCACCAGGGCAGCACAGCCGAGCACCGGCUGCAGCCUCAGUUUGCGCUGGGUGGGUGGUGAAACCUCCCAGAGCCUGCUUCUCACACGAGCACCCCUGAGGUGCUGCUUUUACAGGUCUUCGUUCUGGUGUUCGUGCUUGUCAGAGGCUGACUUAGGUACUGUAAGGAGCUUUCCGAAUCAUCCUUUUUAUUGUUUUCUUUCUUGACUUUGCGCCAAACAGGCAGUCUCUCCAGGAUCAUGAGCAAUGCUGUGUAGGUUAGUGCGUUUAUUAAUAGUUCUCUGUGUUCCAAGGGAAUACAGUUGUUGAUAGAUGCCAGUGACGUUUGAGGAUGUGGCUGUCUAUUUCUCUUCCGAGGAGUGGGCAGAGCUGGCAGGAUGGCAGCGGGAGCUGUACCGGGAGGUGAUGUUGGAGAACUACGAGGUGGUCACCUCACUGGUCUGCCCUGUGACAGGCUGGCCCUCUGUCAAACCAGAAAUCAUCUGUAAGAUUGAGCAAGAAGAAGAGCCAUGUGUGAGAGACCUUCCAGACCCCAGUGUGUGGAGGAGACACCAGCUCUCUUUGCCAGAUGGUGAUACCCAGAUUAAAAAGGAGGAAGAGGAAGGCCCGGAAACACUGCCAGCGGCUGCUGCAUUCCUGGGGAAGCCUGAGCUGUGCUUCAAGUGGCGAGGUGGCUCAGCUCGCGGCAGGCUGGGCAGGAGGCGGGGUGGUCCAGCAGUGCGGCCCCGCACUCAGCCCCUCCUGGCUCUCCGGCAGGCAGCCCUGCUCAAAAAGAAACCACCCACGUGUCCUGAGUGUGACAAGAGCUUUAAGAGCAACACCGCGCUGACUAUUCAUGAGAGGAGCCACACAGGUGAGCGGCCGUUCAAGUGUCAAGAGUGUGGGAAAGGCUUUCCCUCCAAAGGGGACCUCAAGAGACACCAGAAAAUCCACCUGGGGAAAACAGAGUCCCCUUCUCUUGGGCCUACAAUGUGCCUCCCUCCGAAGUUGCUGCUUGCUCGGCCCCAGCGUGGCCCCCUGGGACCCAAGAGGCCCCACACGUGCACCCAGUGUGGGAAGAGCUUCAACAAGAGCCGAGACCUCAAGAAGCACCAGCAGACACACACGGCAGAGCGGCCCUUCUCCUGCCCACAGUGCGGGAGCAGCUUUCGGCUCAAGCAGAUCCUGGUGUCGCACCAGAAGGUGCACCGCGGGGAGAAGCCCUUCCGCUGCACGGACUGCGGGAAGCAGUUCAGCCAGAAGCAUCACCUGCUGAGCCACCAGCGCGUACACACAGGCGAGAAGCCCUUCACCUGCACCCAGUGUGGUCACUGCUUCAGCCAGAAGCACCACCUGAUUAGUCACCAGCGCAUCCACACUGGGGAGCGCCCCUUCGUCUGCACUCAGUGCGGCAAGAGCUUCAAGGACAAGAAGACCCUUAUCAUCCACGAGAGGAUCCACACUGGGGAGAAGCCCUACAAGUGCAAUGAGUGUGGCAAGACCUGCAGCCAGAAACAGCAUCUGAAGAGCCACCAGCGCAUCCAUAGAGGCCUGCGGAUGCUGGGGGCCCUGGAGACCUGCCGGAGAGAGGGCCCAGUGGUGUCCCCACCGGGCACGCGGGCAGAGGCAAAGCCCUUCCAGUGCGCAGUGUGUGAGAAGAGGUUUCGGGAUGAGAGGAUCAUGCUGGCUCACCAGCGAACCCACGCUGAGCAAGGGCCGCUGAAAAGCAUCCCUCGGGUGGGACAGAGCCUGCGGCUGGCUCUGCAGCAGAGCUCCCAGCUGGAGCAGGCACACGGCCCCAUCCUGCUGCCGUCUGGGGCAACCCCUCCCCAGAAACUGGGUGUCAUGGCUCCACAGGGAGCCCUGGCUGCCAAGAGACCUUUUGCUUGUGGUAAUUGUGGGAAGAGGUUCACCCAGAGCAAGUACCUCCUGCUCCACCAGAGGAGCCACACAUGAAGCAGUUAUCGAGCAGCAGACAGUGUCUUCUGCAGUGAGCUCCACCUCGGGGUGGUGCUCAGGCUCCUCACGCACCGAGCCACCCCAUGGGGAGCUGCCCACAGGGACUGUCCAGCUGCUUUGCUGGAAACCACUCUCACCUCUCAGCCUCACCGUAAGAAGCAUCUCCUUGAACCACACAGCCUCAAGCCCCCCUCACCUUUGCUGCUUGAGGGACACUCAAAACCGAAACGUGGCUCUUCUUUCCAUGCUCUGUUUCCUAUGGACAGGUCACCCUGCUGCCUCGCUGACCCGUCAGUACCCUGCAGAACGACUGAAAUGGAAGUGGAGUAACCAGAAUCUUCCCUGGCUUUCUGAUUACAGUCGGCCCUUGCUAGUUUGCACAAGUACUUGUGAAAUCGCUGAAUUUUGCCAGUGAGACAGUAAGCAUAUGAUUGCUCUGUAUAGUAGGCACAGAUGCUGCCUUGCAAUGAAUGUAGCUCAUUCAUUUGACUGUGUAGCUAGUUUUAUUUAUUGUGUUAUAUUAGGAAGCAUUCUGAGGUGUAACUUGUGAAAGCGAAGAUGUCUCAGUAACAUGAAACCUCACUAUGUUGCUCCGUGUAUGAUCAGACCUUUGCGAAAAGUGGUGGCAAAGCUGUGUCUCACUUCCCUAAUGCAGUGGGUUCUGCUGUAUGCUGCUGGAGUUCACCCUUCCCUGGAUCUCUGGUAUAAAGCUCUCUCUUUUACCUGAAUAAGUGUUAGCAGUGGUGGUUCCUCUUGCCUGUUAUGUUCAAGUUGCACUGUGGUGACAGCAUACUGCAUGAAAUAACUGUUAACCCAGAACUUGGCUGCUCAUGAUACAAAAAUCAUAAUAAUACAUCCAGAAUAUUUUAUGGGAAAGGAAGGAAGAUGCUUUUUUUCCUGGACAGUAAAUUAAAAGUUUCUUGAUGCAGAUAAUAAGCAAUGAUGUACGUGGCAAUCCAUGGUAAACCACAUGCUGCUUCUCUAAAGAGCCGCUGCUCUUCCACAGCAGUCUCUUACAUUUCCUCAGUGCAAAUGUCCAGAGCGCUCAUUUCCUCUCUUUUUAAAACUGUUACCCCUGACAACGCAUGUUGGGAUGUAGCAAGAAAUCACGUUCUUUGCGGAGAGCUGAGGGCUUCAUCAGACUUUGAGAGAUGAAGCAGCAUCUCAAGGAAGUCCGUUUGGACGUGCGUGAGGGCUCUCCUUUGCACAUCUCUCCCAAGGGGUGCCAUCCAGACCUUACCCAAGAACUGCUGCUCUUCUCUUGAGCAUAUAGUAACUUUUUAUCAGCACAGGAGUAAUUUGAUUCACUUUUCAGGGCAAAUCCUAGCCAGGGCCCCUUCUUGUCUUUAAAUUAUGCUUCCCACAGAAACUCUGCCUCAGGUGCAAGGCUGCAAUUUUUGACAGAUGAAUUUUUAUAAACCCUUUAUCUCAAGCUAUUUAACAACAUUAAAAAAGUGAGGCUAUUUCUUUAGAAUAAAAACACUUUGUGGAAAUCACAAUUGAAAGAGUUGAGUUGAAGGCAUCAAACAGAAUAUACUUGCAAGCCCAAAAGAGGGCUGUGUAGGUCCAGAGAGCUGUAAGAAAAAAGGUCUUCAAACAAGUGACUUGGGGAGGUUCAUGGACCCCAAAAUAUAGGCUCGUACAGAUUGAUUUCGAUGUCACACAUUGCACAAUUUAAACAACAGAAAAAGAUAUGUGCCAAAAUGUUCAUUAGUGCCCAGAAAUAACGGGCACUAAUUUUUUGGGUAUAUCCCAAAGAACUGUAGCUGGUGGUGGCAGUAAUGUAAUUCAAAGCCUGGGUCUUAGGUUUGUCUGCAGGUAUUCAGUCUCUUUGGUAUUUUAGGGAAGCAGCCAGAGCCCAAAUUAUGGAAUGAUGUGGGAUUGUUGGGUCGUCGAAGACUUGCUUCAGUGCCUAGGUGGGGAGGUCUUACUCAGCAAGGAUUGGUGCUCUGGUUUAUGGAUCCGUGAAUAAUUCCUGUAAUUCCUGUUACAUCACUGUCCUCUGAUGAUAAAUGAGAUUCUGAGCCCAGAAGCUGAAACUACUGGAACCUUGAAGUGGUGCUUGUUAGAGAACAGACUUUCACAGCUGCUCACAGGCUCGUCUGGGGCCCCUCUGCUUGGCUGGGCAAGCAUAAAGCAGUGAAGCCUCGAUCAGAAAGAGGAUAUUGUCUCAUGCCCGUGAGGAGGAAAAGCAGAGAAGGCAAACUUAAUA